Molecule: messenger RNA, 3927 nt
Organism: Mya arenaria
Lineage: Eukaryota; Metazoa; Mollusca; Bivalvia; Myida; Myidae
Product: nascent polypeptide-associated complex subunit alpha, muscle-specific form-like
Exons: 5
Coding region: 1-3927 (1308 amino acids)
Source: RefSeq, a predicted model, not a curated record
AUGCUAUGUCAAUACUUAGUCCUUAUUGUCAGCACGUGCACUCGGGCCGGAUGUUUUAAUACAAUACACCAGCCCCUGUCAGAGUCUUCAUCCACCAGCCCCUGUCAAAAACUUCUCCCACAACGUCCUUUCAAGGUCUUCUCCCACCAGCUCCUGUCAAAGUCUUCUCCCACAACCCUCUGUCAAAGUCUUCUCCUACCAGCUCUGUCAAAGUCUUCUCCCACCAGCCCCUGUUUUAGUCUACUCUCACCAGCCCCUGUAAAAGUCUUCUCCCACAACUUCCUGUCAAAGUAUUCACCCACAACCUCCUGUCAAAGUCUUCUCCAACCAGCCCCUGUCAAAGUCUUUAUCCCACCAGCCAUUGUCAAAGUCUUCUUACACCAGCCCCUGUCAAAGUCUGCUCCCACAACCCACUGUCAAAGUCUUCUCCCACCAGCCCCUGUCAGAGUCUUCAUCCACCAGCCCCUGUCAAAAACUUCUCCCACAACGUCUUUUCAAAGUCUUCUACCACCAGCCCCUGUCAAAGUCUUCUCCCACAACCCCCUGUCUAACCCCUGUCAAAGUUCUCUCCCACAACCUCCUGUCAAAGACUUCUCCCACAACUUCCUGUCAAAGUCUUCUCCCACAACCUCCUGUCUUAAUCUUCUCCCACAACCUCCUGUCAAAGUCUUCUCCCACAACCUCCUGUCAAAGUCUUCUCCACCAUCCCCCUGUCAAAAUUUUCUCCCACAACCCCCUGUCAAAGUCUUCUCCCACACCCCUAAUCAAAGCCUUCUCCCACCAGCCACUGUCAAAGUCUUCUCCCACACCUUCUGUCAAAAUAUUCUACCACCAGCCCCUGUCAAAGUCUUCUCCCAAAACCUCCUGUCAAAGAUUUCUCCCACAGCCCCAUAUCAAAGAUUUCUUCCACAACUUCCUGUCAAAGUCUUCUCCUACCACCUCCUAUCCAAGUCUUCUCCCACAACCUCUUGUCAAAGUAUUCUCCCACAUCUCCUGUCAAAGUCUUCUCCCACAACACCCCUGUCAAAGUCUUCUCCCACAACCUCCUGUCAAAGUCUUCUUACACCAGCCCACUGCCGAAGUCUUCUCCCACCAGCCCCAUGUCAAAGUCUUCUCCCACAACUUCCUAUCAAAGUCUUCUCCCACCAGACCCUGUCAAAGUCUUCUCCCACACCCCCUGUCGAAGUCUUCUCCCACAACCUCCUGUCAAAGUCAUCUCCCACAACCUCCUGUCAAAGUCUUCUCCAACAACCUCCUUUCAAAGUCUUCUCCCACCAGCCCCUAUCAAAGUCUUCUCCAACACCCCCUGUCAAAGUCUUCUCCCACAACCCCUGUCAAAGUCUUCUCCCACCAGCCCCUGUCAAAGUCCUCUCCCACAACCUCCUGUCAAAGACUUCUCCCACAACUUCCUGUCAAACCACUGUCAAAGUCUUCUCCCACACCUUCUGUCAAAAUAUUCUACCACCAGCCCCUGUCAAAGUCUUCUCCCAAAACCUCCUGUCAAAGAUUUCUCCCACAGCCCCAUAUCAAAGAUUUCUUCCACAACUUCCUGUCAAAGUCUUCUCCUACCACCUCCUAUCCAAGUCUUCUCCCACAACCUCUUGUCAAAGUAUUCUCCCACAUCUCCUGUCAAAGUCUUCUCCCACAACACCCCUGUCAAAGUCUUCUCCCACAACCUCCUGUCAAAGUCUUCUUACACCAGCCCACUGCCGAAGUCUUCUCCCACCAGCCCCAUGUCAAAGUCUUCUCCCACAACUUCCUAUCAAAGUCUUCUCCCACCAGACCCUGUCAAAGUCUUCUCCCACACCCCCUGUCAAAGUCUUCUCCCACAACCUCCUGUCAAAGUCAUCUCCCACAACCUCCUGUCAAAGUCUUCUCCAACAACCUCCUUUCAAAGUCUUCUCCCACAACCCCUGUCAAAGUCUUCUCCCACCAGCCCCUGUCAAAGUCCUCUCCCACAACCUCCUGUCAAAGACUUCUCCCAUAACCUCCUGUCUUAAUCUUCUCCCACAACCCCCUGUCAAAGUCUUCUCCCACAACCUCCUGUCAAACCCCUGUCAAAGUCUUCUCCAAAAACCUCCUGUCAAAGAUUUCUCCCACAGCCCCAUAUCAAAGAUUUCUUCCACAACUUCCUGUCAAAGUCUUCUCCUACCACCUCCUAUCCAAGUCUUCUCCCACAACCUCUUGUCAAAGUAUUCUCCCACAUCUCCUGUCAAAGUCUUCUCCCACAACACCCCUGUCAAAGUCUUCUCCGACAACCUCCUGUCAAAGUCUUCUUACACCAGCCCACUGCCGAAGUCUUCUCCCACCAGCCCCAUGUCAAAGUCUUCUCCCACAACUUCCUAUCAAAGUCUUCUCCCACCAGACCCUGUCAAAGUCUUCUCCCACACCCCCUGUCAAAGUCUUCUCCCACAACCUCCUGUCAAAGUCAUCUUCCACAACCUCCUGUCAAAGUCUUCUCCAACAACCUCCUUUCAAAGUCUUCUUCCACCAGCCCCUAUCAAAGUCUUCUCCAACACCCCCUGUCAAAGUCUUCUCCCACAACCCCUGUCAAAGUCUUCUCCCACCAGCCCCUGUCAAAGUCCUCUCCCACAACCUCCUGUCAAAGACUUCUCCCACAACUUCCUGUCAAAGUCUUCUCCCAUAACCUCCUGUCUUAAUCUUCUCCCACAACCCCCUGUCAAACCCCAUAUCAAAGAUUUCUCCCACAACUUCCUGUCAAAGUCUUCUCCCACCACCUCCUAUCCAAGUCUUCUCCCACAACCUCUUGUCAAAGUAUUCUCCCACACCUCCUGUCAAAGUCUUCUCCCAAAACCUCCUGUCAAAGUCUUCUCACACCAGCCCACUGCCAAAGUCUUCUCCCACCAGCCCCCUGUCAAAGUCUUCUCCCACAACCUCCUGUCAAAGUCAUCUCCCACAACCUCCUGUCAAAGUCUUCUCCCACAACCUCCUAUCAAAGUCUUCUCCCACCAGCCCCUAUCAAAGUCUUCUCCCACACCCCCUGUCAAAGUCUUCUCCCACAACCCCCCUGUCAAAGUCUUCUCCCACCAGCCCCUGUCAAAGUCUUCUCCCACCAGCCCCCUGUCAAAGUCUUCUCCCACAACCUCCUAUCAAAGUCUUCUCCCACCAGACCCUGUCAAAGUCUUCUCUAACACCCCCUGUCAAAGUCUUCUCCCACAACCUCCUGUCAAAGUCAUCUCCCACAACCUCCUGUCAAAGUCUUCUCCCACAACCUCCUAUCAAAGUCUUCUCCCACCAGCCCCUAUCAAAGUCUUCUCCCACACCCCCUGUCAAAGUCUUCUCCCACAACCCCUGUCAAAGUCUUCUCCCACCAGCCACUGUCAAAGUCUUCUCCCACCAGCCCAUGUCAAAGUCUUCUCCCACAACCCGCUGUCAAAGUCUUCUCCCACAACCUCCUGUCAAAUUCUUCUCCCACUAGCCCCUUUCAAAAUCUUCUCCCACAACCCCAUGUCAAAGACCUCCCACACCCCUGUCAAAGUCUUCUCCCACCAUCCCAUGUCAAAGUCUUCUCCCACCAGCUCCUGUCAAAGUCUUCUCCCACAACCCGCUGUCAAAGUCUUCUCCCACAACCUCCUGUCAAAUUUUUCUCCCACCAGCCCCUUUCAAAAUCUGCUCCCACAACCUCCUGUCAAAGUCUUCUCCCAUAGCCUCAUGUCAAAGUCUUCUCCCACAACCCGCUGUCAAAGUCUUCUCCCACAACCUCCUGUCAAAUUCUUCUCCCACCAGCCCCUUUCAAAAUCUUCUCACAACCUUCUGUCAAAGUCUUCUCCCAUAGCCUCAUGUCAAAGUCUUCUCCCACAACCUCCUGUCAAAGUCUUCUCCCAUAGCCUCAUGUCAAAGUCUUCUCCCACAACCUCCUUUCAAAGUCUUCUCCCACCAGCCCCUGACGAAGUCCUUUCCCACUAG